AUGAAAACAAAGAAACCAUUAACGGGACAAACAUUCUGUUGUACUGGAGUAGAAACUAAAAUAAGAUUACAAAUUAUAAAAAACAUUGAUUCAUUAGGAGGAAUAAAUUAUGAUGAUUUAAUGACAGAUGUACAAUACUUGAUUGUUGGAAAUAGGAAAACUGAAAAAUAUAAAUUUUGUAUAAAGAAUAGAUCAGAUAUUAUAUUUUUAACUCAAGAUUCAAUUAUAAAGGCAUAUGAAAAAUGGAUUUUAGGUGAGAGUGACGAAAUACGGCUUGAUGAUUAUAAAUUACCAGUUUUUAAUGAAAUAAAUGCAUGUUUUUCAAGAGUUGAUCUACCACAAUCACAAAUAAAGUACUUAAUAGAAGAAUCAUCUUUCAGAAAAUCACGUAUAAAAGAAGAUCAAUUCACUUCAAAGAACUUAAUGCAAUUAAUCAUUGACAAUGGAGGUAAAGCGAAAGAAUCGUUACUGAAUAAUCAAGAUUGCAUGAUAAGUGCUGAUCCAAGAGGUACAAGAUAUGAUAAAGCAAUUGAAUGGAAAAUUUCCGUGGUACAUCCUAUUUGGAUUUUGGAUAGUAUACUAAGAGGUGCAGCAUUAGAUUUUCAAGAUUACAUACUAAAAGAAGACAAUAAAGAUUUAUAUGAAAAUGGAUGUAUUCAAUGGGAACAAAUAUUUAAUCCAAAACCAAUUAAAAAAGUAACAUUACCACCACCACCAAAAGAUGCACCUAAAAAACCUAAAAAAUCAAAUAAAGCAGAAAUUUGGAAUUCAAUAAUGGACAACACCAAAGUUCAAAUUAAAACCAAACAAAAGGAUAAUACAUGGGAUGAUGAAGAAAGUGAUUCUGAAAAUGAUGAAUCAAUUGAAAUAAAACCACCAACUGAAAGAAGUAAAAGUACUUUGUUUUUAGGUUUUAAUUUUUUAUUAGUUGGUUUAAAUUCAAGGGAAUCAGAUUUAUUAAGUGAAAGAAUUGAAACAUUUCAAGGUGAAAUUACAAAAGAUGUUUAUGAUAAUUCAAUAAGUCAUAUUUUAAUACCAGCAAACAAAGGAAGUCAAACAUCAUCAACAUUAAAAAUGUUACCAAACGAGACAAAACAAAGAAUCACUAAUGGAGAAAUUAAAUUAGUGACUGAAUUUUUCAUUGAAAGAUGUAUUUUUUAUCAAAAAGUUAUAUUGGAUAGAUGGGGACAACCAAUUAAAGGAUUAAUGCCAUCCACCAAAAAAUUUAAAAUUUCAACAUCAGGAUUCACAGGUAUUGAGUUAUUACACAUUGGGAAACUUAUAAAAUUUUUAAAUUUUGAGUAUUGUGAUUCAUUAUCUGAUCAAAGAGAUUUAUUAAUACUUAAUAUCAAUUUAUUUAAAGAAAGUUUUAUGAAAAAUUCACCAAAAUUAUUUCAAUACAAAUGUAAAGACAUUUUGAAUUGUCCAACUUAUCAAUCAGGACAAUCUUCAGUUUCCUUGUUAUCAGCUAAAAGUAAAAUAGAUGCUGCUAAAAAAUGGAAUAUCCCAGUUGUUUCAAUUGGUUAUUUAUGGGAAAUAUUUGAAAUUUCACAAUAUAAAUCUAUAUUGUUGAUGCCAGAAAUAACAAACCAUCAAUGGUGUAUAUAUGCACCUAUCAAUUAUACAAGACCAAAAUCAUUAAUAGAAUAUAUUAAAAACAUGAAUGAAGAAGUAUUUUCAACAAAACUGAUUGAUAAAAGUGAUGAUGAGAAUUUAGUAAAAUUACCAUCACCAAGAAAAAUCAAGGGAAAACAAAAAUAUGGUAAAUUAAUAGGUAGAUCAUCACCACAAUCAAUUAAAAAUAAAAUAAUGGAUUUAUCAAGAUCAACAAUGUCAACAGAAGAAGUUGAACAAAAUCAUCAAAAUAAAGAAAAUUUCGACAUUACAAAUGGUGAACAGUUAUCAUCACAAAUUAGAUAUGAAGAUGUUGAAUCAAUGAAUAAUCAAGAGCGUCUUCUAAAGAAGUUGGAAAAUUCAAUUGAGCAAAGUAAUGAUGAAGUUGAUCAAUUAGUACAUAUCAAAAAAAGAAGAAAGCGGUGA
Lodderomyces jiufengensis is the source of this 2040-nucleotide messenger RNA. RefSeq names its product protein kinase activating protein. Lineage: Eukaryota; Fungi; Ascomycota; Pichiomycetes; Serinales; Debaryomycetaceae. The coding region runs from base 1 to 2040 and encodes 679 amino acids. Gene Ontology annotation, biological process: mitotic G2 DNA damage checkpoint signaling; mitotic DNA replication checkpoint signaling; DNA replication initiation. The transcript has a single exon. The record is from RefSeq and is a predicted model, not a curated record.